Molecule: messenger RNA, 5794 nt
Organism: Chionomys nivalis (European snow vole)
Lineage: Eukaryota; Metazoa; Chordata; Mammalia; Rodentia; Cricetidae
Gene: Pde4d
Product: phosphodiesterase 4D
Exons: 15
Coding region: 370-2784 (804 amino acids)
Biological process (GO): regulation of cardiac muscle cell contraction; signal transduction; cAMP catabolic process
Cellular component (GO): cytosol; nucleus; perinuclear region of cytoplasm
Molecular function (GO): ATPase binding; 3',5'-cyclic-AMP phosphodiesterase activity; transmembrane transporter binding
Source: RefSeq, a predicted model, not a curated record
GCAGGCUACUGCUGCGAGACAGCUUCUAGCUGCCAACAAUUCCUAAUCUCCUCGGCGGUGCCCUGAGAAAGGAAGAGAAGAGGGGGAGGAAGAAGAAACCGACCAUCAGAGAAACCGUGCAUCCGAGUCUUGGUUACUUAGGAGCAACCACCGCGCUUCUCUGCCUUGUCCACCCAGCAAGGAUCCCUGAGCCAUUCCGUAAUCGCACCCGCUAGCAGAGCCCCCUCUCGGUGGCCUGGAGCUUCUGGCCGCUACAAGUCGGAAGCUGAGCCCAGCCUCUGUCUCAGGAAGCGGCGGCAGCAGUAGCCCGAAGGCGCUCGGGCUAGCACGGUGGACCCGGCGGGGCAGCGGUGCACAGAGCCGGCCAGGAUGGAGGCAGAGGGCAGCAGCGUGCCUGCCCGGGUGGGCAGCGGCGAGGGCAGCGACGGCACCGGCGGGGCUGCACUCAAAGCCCCUAAGCAUCUCUGGAGGCACGAGCAGCACCACCAGUACCCGCUCCGGCAGCCCCAGUUCCGCCUCUUGCACCCCCAUCACCACCUGCCCCCGCCGCCACCACCCUCGCCCCAACCCCAGCUGCAGCCACCGCCACCGCCCCCACUGCCGCCACCCCCGCCGCCGCCCGGAGCUACCCGUGGUCGCUACGCCUCGAGCGGAGCUAGCCGCGUCCGGCACCGCGGCUACUCGGACACCGAGCGCUACCUGUACUGCCGCGCCAUGGACCGCACCUCCUACGCGGUGGAGACAGGUCACCGGCCCGGCCUGAAGAAAUCCAGGAUGUCCUGGCCCUCAUCAUUCCAGGGACUCAGACGUUUCGAUGUGGACAAUGGCACAUCAGCGGGACGGAGUCCCUUGGAUCCCAUGACCAGCCCAGGAUCUGGGCUAAUUCUCCAAGCAAACUUUGUCCACAGUCAACGCCGGGAAUCCUUCUUGUAUCGAUCUGACAGCGAUUAUGACCUCUCUCCAAAGUCUAUGUCCAGAAACUCCUCGAUUGCCAGCGAUAUACAUGGAGAUGACCUGAUUGUGACUCCAUUUGCUCAGGUCUUGGCCAGCCUGCGAACUGUCCGAAACAACUUUGCUGCAUUAACUAAUUUGCAAGAACGAGCACCCAGCAAACGAUCACCCAUGUGCAAUCAACCAUCCAUCAACAAAGCCACCAUCACAGAGGAGGCCUACCAGAAACUGGCCAGCGAGACCCUGGAGGAGCUGGACUGGUGUCUGGACCAGCUAGAGACCCUGCAGACCAGGCACUCCGUCAGUGAGAUGGCCUCCAACAAGUUUAAAAGGAUGCUGAAUCGGGAGCUCACCCAUCUCUCCGAAAUGAGUCGGUCAGGGAACCAGGUGUCGGAGUACAUAUCGAACACAUUCUUAGAUAAGCAACAUGAAGUGGAAAUUCCCUCUCCGACUCAGAAGGAAAAAGAGAAAAAGAAAAGGCCGAUGUCUCAGAUCAGUGGGGUCAAGAAGUUGAUGCAUAGCUCCAGCCUGACUAAUUCAUGCAUCCCAAGGUUUGGGGUUAAAACCGAACAGGAGGAUGUCCUGGCCAAGGAACUAGAAGAUGUGAACAAGUGGGGUCUCCAUGUCUUCAGAAUAGCAGAGCUGUCUGGAAACCGGCCCCUGACUGUUAUCAUGCACACCAUCUUUCAGGAACGGGAUUUAUUGAAAACAUUUAAAAUUCCAGUAGACACUUUAAUUACGUAUCUGAUGACUCUGGAGGACCAUUACCAUGCCGACGUGGCCUAUCACAACAACAUCCAUGCUGCAGAUGUCGUCCAGUCCACGCAUGUGCUCUUGUCUACACCUGCGCUGGAGGCGGUGUUCACAGACUUGGAGAUUCUCGCGGCCAUUUUCGCCAGUGCAAUACAUGACGUGGAUCAUCCCGGUGUGUCAAAUCAGUUUCUGAUCAAUACAAACUCAGAACUUGCCUUGAUGUACAACGACUCCUCCGUCCUCGAGAACCAUCACUUGGCCGUGGGCUUUAAGCUGCUCCAAGAAGAAAACUGUGACAUUUUCCAGAAUCUGACCAAAAAGCAAAGACAAUCUUUAAGGAAAAUGGUCAUUGACAUUGUACUUGCAACAGACAUGUCAAAGCACAUGAACCUGCUGGCUGAUUUGAAGACAAUGGUGGAAACGAAGAAGGUGACAAGCUCUGGUGUCCUCCUCCUUGACAAUUAUUCUGACAGGAUCCAGGUCCUGCAGAACAUGGUGCACUGUGCAGAUCUGAGCAACCCCACGAAGCCGCUCCAGCUGUACCGCCAGUGGACAGACCGGAUAAUGGAGGAGUUCUUCCGCCAGGGGGACCGGGAGCGGGAACGUGGCAUGGAGAUCAGUCCCAUGUGUGACAAGCACAACGCCUCUGUGGAAAAAUCACAGGUGGGCUUCAUAGACUAUAUUGUUCAUCCACUCUGGGAGACAUGGGCAGACCUCGUACACCCUGAUGCCCAGGACAUUUUGGACACUUUGGAGGACAAUCGUGAGUGGUACCAGAGCACAAUCCCCCAGAGCCCCUCCCCUGCACCCGAUGACCAAGAGGAGGGCCGGCAGGGCCAAACUGAAAAAUUCCAGUUUGAACUAACUUUGGAGGAAGACGGCGAGUCAGACACUGAGAAGGACAGCGGAAGUCAAGUGGAGGAAGACACUAGCUGCAGUGACUCCAAGACGCUGUGCACUCAAGACUCGGAGUCCACGGAAAUUCCCCUGGAUGAGCAGGUCGAAGAGGAGGCUGGAGCAGAAGAGGAGGCAAGCCAGCCCGAAACUUGUGUCAUAGACGAUGGCUGUCCCGACACGUAACAGUGUAAAGACUGUCUCACUUUUUUUUUUUUUUUUAGUAGAAAAAUUGUUUCCAAAGUGCAUGUCACAUGCCACAACCAUGGUCACACCUCACUCUCAUCUGCCGGGACGUUUGUUGAACAAAACUGACCUUGAACUACUCAGUCUGGCGCUCAGGAACACCGCAACCAGUUCUUUCACCUCCGUGUCAUCGGAGCAAGGGGGAACGUCGUCACGAACACGAUUUUGACGUGAUUCUCAGCUUGGCAGAGCUGACAAAGCAGAGAAAAUCAACUCCAACUGUUUUUGAGGGAGCUUGGCUCAUUGGGCUGCCCCAAAGUAGAUGUAGAUGGCAGGAUUCCUUCCUGGUUUGUUUGCAGAAAUUUUAGAGAAGGAAGGCAUUCGAGGGAUGGAGUGAACUUGCAGAUGAAGCAAUGAAAAUGUCAUGAACAGGACACAGCGUCAGCCUGUGCCCAGGAGGAGGAUGAGCCGCAGAAAUUGCAUAAUUUUCUAAUUUCAAGUCUUCCUAAUACAUGACUGAACAGUGUGGUUCAGUGAGCCACACUCACCUCUACAUUUUGUAUGAUAUGUAAAACAGAUUUUUUGUAGAGCUUACUUUUAUUAUUAAAUGUAUUGAGGUAUUAUAUUUAAAAAAAACUGUUCAGAACUUCAUCUGCCACUGGUUAUUUUUUUCUAAGGAGUAACUUGCAAGUUUUCAGUACAGAUCAGUGCUACUACACUGGAUAAAUCUCAUUUACAAAUUUUACUUGCACCUUAGAGUUCAUAGCAAUUAACUGAUUUGUAGUGAUCUCUUGUUUUAUAUACCAAUGACUUCCAUACCUUAAAACAGAGAAACAACUUUCUGUUGCCGGAAACCCUUUUUGUAAGUGUCUUGACUCCCGUCUCUUAUUUCAGUCCUCCCCCAAACAGGAGAAUUGCUCUCCGUCACAUCCAUGGUGUGCGAAGUGAGUAUUUAUUCUGUAAUCCUUUCUGUGCAUUCUGUCAAAUGUGUCUUAAGCCUCCUGGAAGCUCAGUCCUCAGUUGGUGUUGUCUGAAGUCAAUGGGCGAUAUAGAAAUACCCAGUAGCUGAGAGUCCGUCUGUUUCAGGCAUCUUCCUACCUACUGCCUUCUGAUGCCUUUUUCUUUUUCUGUGUCCCUUAUAGUCACAACACAUUCGCCCAUCAGUUUUUACUGUUGCUCACAGUCGGGUACAAUAAGAAAGACAUUUGUCCUUCAUUGCACUGUCUAAUGUGUGUUCCAGCGUCUGUCCGUGUUCUAGGUGGGGUCUUGUCAAGGGUGUCAGUGUCGUUAGGGUUGACGUUCCUUUCUGCCACACGGUUCUGCGUCAUCACUAGCUUUUCCUCUGGGGUUGCGGAGGGAAACACGCUAAGUGUGCACUCGCAGUUCUGAAGAAUGCUAGCAGACUCUCUCAGCCAGGACCGGGACAACUGUGGUUUGAACUGCCCAUGGAUGUAAGACCUCCAUGAGGAGUGUCCCUGGAAAGUCACUCUAUGGGUAGCAGCUCCUCUCCCAGAAAAUUGCCAUCAAUUAUUAUUGCUCCAUAAGCUUGCCCUAUAGGAAGGACUACUUCAGACACACAGAAUUGAUGGUGCCACUGGCACCAGGGCGGGGUAGUUAAACAAUGCAAUCUAAAACCUUGGAUUGACAGACUCUGCCUCAAUACAAUAUUAAGAGGGAAUUCCAGAUUUCAGCCCCAGGAACUCUACUGAUUUUUAUAUAUUAACUACCAGUGUUAACUUGCGGAUCGUGAUCUGCCUCAGGCAACAUAUGUAUAGUCUGAGCCUUAGGUGGAUCCUCAGAGUUUGGAGCCCAUCUUAUUUUUUCUUUUUGGCAUCCAAAUGGGGGAGUAAAAGGGAGGGUGGUAUAUAACUAAAUGAAAAAUCAUAAAUCUGAAAAAAACAUACCUGAAACUUCUCAAGGAAGUUGUGGGCUAGUCACUGAGAAAGUAAGUCGUCAGCCAGGGAAACCACCCAAGCUGAACCAAAACCCUGCUUCAAUCUCUUUAGUUCCAAGGAUGCUUAGAACCUUUGCUACAAAAAAGGUUUCUGAUCUUUACCAUAGGGCAGGAUAAGAAUCAAAUAACUGACGGCUGGAGGGUCAGCUUCCCUUCCUUAUAAAGAGCAAAUGAAGCAUAAUCUGCCUUGUGUGACCAAACUUUCCACAAGACAUUUGGGCACCUGUUUCUCUUUUCAUUUUAUGUAUCCCUGAAGGGGCUCCCGAAGGAAGGGCAAAGAGUCUAGAGUUGAUUUCCCCCUUCCUAAAUCAUUCUCACUUCUCCUCCCUCCACGUGGCAUUUCCCCCACAGAGUGCCUGCAAUCUUCACAAUGAAAAGAACAGCAAUAUGUCAUAAACAGAUUCAUACCUGCCAGGGUUGGUAACCACACUAACGGAGCCUGCGUUGGUCCUUAAGGGCACUGUGUUACAAUGGCAGCCACCGAUGGACAAUCAAGCUGUAGCGAACACAUAAUAUCCAAGAGUUAGAGACUAGCGUCCUAUACCUACCCUCUGUUCACCACCCCUACCCCCUUUACCGUGCCCCUUGCUCACUCUCUCACCAAAGUGUGGUUCACAAUACACACUGCAUUAAAAAGAACAUCUUUAUACAAGUGGCUUUAUUUCCUAAAAUGCCAUAAGAAAAUGCAGUAUCUGGGUACUGUACGGGGGAAACAAGUCCAAGUUUGCAUAAAACCAGUACAUUUCAGCUUGCAAGUUACUGAAGGCGAUAACGCUGUUUUCAUUCACAUCAGUUCAAAGAAAUGAGUAAACAGUAUAGAUAGAACAAAAUGCAGAUAAGGAAAGAAAAAAACUUGAAUGAAACAGAUUUUACAGAAAGCUUUAUGAUAAUUUUAAUGCAUUAUUUAUUUUUUGUGCCAUGCAUUUUUUUCUCACCAAAUGACCUUACCUGUAAUACAGUCUUGUUUGUCUGUUUACAACCUUGUAUUUAUUGCAAUGUACAUAAUGUAAUGUUAAUUGUAAAUUAUCAGUUCUUAUUAAAACAUUGUCCCAUGGU